This is a messenger RNA of Closterium sp. Naga37s-1, 3027 nucleotides long. The record is from the annotation of a GenBank genome assembly. NCBI's taxonomy places the organism in Eukaryota, Viridiplantae, Streptophyta, Zygnematophyceae, Desmidiales, Closteriaceae.
AUGGCUGGAGUGGCUACGGCGUUGGCAGGGCUGCUGGUUGCAGUGAUUCUUGCUGCUGUGACAGUAUCGAGGCUGCUGCCAGUGAUAGAUGGCCGCGAUGAAGCCCAUUCCGAUCUUCCACAAGAACCUCCCAGCCUGGAAGCGAACCGCUCUCUCGUGCAUCAACCGACAACCCUCCUUGAGCCCAACGGCACUGCCACAGGUCACAAUGUCACAGGCCUGGCUCGGCUUCAGUCCCACGAAAGGGCAGAGCCUUCAGCUCAACCUGGCCGUUUUCACCGUCUGCCUCUUUAUCUCCUGCAUACUCUGCUCUACGUACUCUACACUGCACUGUGUCCGCUCAUAGUGCUCCUUUGGUGGAUGAACGUCACUCAAGCACAAGUGUGGGAGUGGUUGCGCCUGCAGGGCUUGGCUGCGAAAGCUAAGCUGACGAUGCUGAAGAGAGCAACUGCGUCCUUCAUGUCCCUCCCUUACCUGCUGCAGGAACUUGAUAACUACCCACUUCUUCACAAAGCCAUUGAGAUUGGCAGUUUCGGAAAGAAGAUGACAAAUGAGGCUUUGGUGGUAGCGCUGAGACAAAGGGCGGGAACAGACUCGCUGAAAGCAGCUAUGGAGAGGGCAGAGAAGCGAAUCAGCGCAUUGGAGAUUCACCUUGGAGAUUCAAGGAAGGAACUGGAGGAGCGUGAGAGAGCAGAAGCUCGUGUGGGAAGAGAAGUGCACGAGACGAAAGAUGAAGCGCAAGCACUGACGAGGGAGCUGGAGCAAGAGAGGGAGGAGAGGAGGAGAGGGGUGGGUGAGUUGACAGAGGUACUGGCUCAGGGAAGUGCAGCAAUGAAACGAAUGCAGAGGGAAGCAGGUGAGAGGGACAGAGCUGUGCAUGCGCUCAAGCUCGGUGUGGAUCGGGUGGUUCAGGUGGUGCAAAGUUGUGCCGGUAAAAGUGAGCUGGUGGGAGUCAAUGAAGGUUUGGCUGCAUUGAAAGGAGAGAUGGACAGGGCUGUCCAUGAGCUCAAGCUCUCUGUGGAUAGGGUGGUGCAAAUAGCUCCUUGUAAACUGGAGCUGGUGGUUGUCAAGGCGGCUUUGGCUGCACUGAAAGAAAGGGUUCAUGGUUACAAGACAGCUGCUGAAAGGGAGAUGCGUGAAGUUCGGGAGCAUAAGGGGAGAGAGUUGACGGAAGUGAAACGGGAGCUGGCAGCAGUGAGGCGAGAGGUAUGUGAGAACAAGGCGGCAUCUCAACGGAAGCUGAACGAGAUGAGAAACAUCAUUGGUGCGGUGGAGCAGAGAAACGGCUGCACUGCUGCACGCAUGGUGGAGAGGGAGGAGGAGUUAGCGGCAGUGAAGGGACAGCUGGCGGGGGUAACCCGGGAAUUGCCUCAACUCAAAGAGGCGGCAAGAAGGGAAGCGAGUGAGUUUAGUGAGGGCAAGUUGGCAACAGCGAGACAGGAUUUGCCUCAACAGAUUACAGCGGAGGUGGAUGAGAUGAGGAUGAAGUUUCAGGAGAAAACCGCCAAGUUCGCAGCUGUGCUGAAGCAAAGGGAGAGGGAGUUGGCAGCAGUGAAGCAGCAGUUGGCUGAGUUCAGGAAGGCUGCAGAACAAGAGGCGAAUGAACUGAGGGACACAGUGGGUGCUUUGCAGGAAGGCAGUGAGGGGGCUGGUGCGAUGGUGAGGGAAGAAGGUGGAAGGGAGUUCGGCAAGCAAGGCUGUGAGGCCGUGUGGAACGGCGCGGCGAAAGGAGGACAACGCGAGGGGGUUGGUGAAGCGAUCUGGCAGAGACUCGAGUCCCCCUCAGGAAACCAGCGUCGUCGCCGUGACCUGAGCACGGCCUUUCUCCUCCUCUCGCUUGUUCUUGUUUCGUCUCUCCACGCGGCGUUGGCCUAUCGCUUCUCCGCGGGGCUCCACGCGGACAAGCUGCGGGGGGUGAUGCGCGGAUGGGCGCGAGGCGGAAGCUCGACCGGACAGCAGCAGCAGCAGCAGCAGAGCGGCGGAAUCAGUGGAAGCGGUAUGGGCGGCGGCGGAAUGGGUGGCGGCGGAAUGGGUGGCGGCGGAAUGGGCGGCGGCGGCAUGGGCGGCGGCGGAAUGGGUGACGGCGGAAUGGGUGGCGGCGGAAUGGGCGGAAGCGGCAUGGGUGGCGGUGGAAUGGGUGGCGGUGGAAUGGGCGGAGGCGGAAUGGGCGGCGGCGGAAUGGGUGGCGGCGGAAUGGGCGGCGGCGGAAUGGGCGGCGGCGGAAUGGGCGGUGGUGGAAUGGGCGGCAGCGGAAUUGGUGGCGGCGGAAUGGGCGGCGGCGGAAUGGGUGGCGGCGGUAUGGGCGGCGGAGGCAUGGGUGGCGGCGGAAUGGGCGGCGGCGGAAUGGGCGGCGGCGGAAUGGGCGGUGGCGGAAUGGGAGGGGGCAUGGGCGGACCUGGUUCCUCUGCUCCAGGUUCGCAAUCAGCCAUGGGUCCUGGGGGAAACAUGGGUGGUGGCGGAAUGGGCGGCGGCGGAAUGGGUGGCGGCGGAAUGGGCGGAGGCGGCAUGGGUGGCGGCGGAAUGAGCGGCGGCGGAAUGAGUGGCGGCGGAAUGGGUGGCGGCAGCAUGGGUGGCGGUGGAAUGGGCGGCGGCGGAAUGGGCGGCGGCGGAAUGGGCGGCGGCGGAAUGGGCGGCGGCGGAAUGGGCGGCGGCGGAAUGAGCGGUGGCGGAAUGGGUGGCGGCAUGGGCGGACCUGGGUCGUCUGCUCCCGGAUCACAAGCAGCCAUGGGUCCAGGGGGGAACAUGGGCGGCGGCGGCAUGGGCGGCGGCGGAAUGGGCGGCGGCGGAAUGGGCGGAGGCGGAAUGGGCGGUGGCGGAAUGGGAGGCGGCGGAAUGGGCGGCGGAGGCAUGGGCGGCGGAGGCAUGGGCGGGUCAGGGUGGUUUGCUCCAGGGUCGCAGGCAGCACCCGGCCAGGGUGGACCUGGGAUGGGCGGAGGGAUGGGCGGAGGGAUGGGCGGAGGGAUGGGCGGAGGGAUGGGCGGAGGGACGGGCGGAGGGAUGGGCGGAGGGAUGGGCGGACCAUAUUAG